Macrosiphum euphorbiae (potato aphid) is the source of this 702-nucleotide messenger RNA. Lineage: Eukaryota; Metazoa; Arthropoda; Insecta; Hemiptera; Aphididae. The record is from the annotation of a GenBank genome assembly.
AUGCACGGAAAAGUUACUUGUUUGGAUUCUAAAGAAGAUGAAAUAUUAGCUUUACCACUUGACGAUAUAUCUCAAUCUUCCGAUUUAAAUAUUUCAACCUCUCCUUUAAAAGAAAAUUUAAAUACAGAUGCAGAUAUACUCGGAAGAAGAAUUGUCAACAUUUCGCAUUUAUUUAAUGCAAUUAAACUGAUCGAUAAUCAUGAAUCUUUCGACUGUAGUUUUAAAGAUAUGCGAAUUAUUAAAGAAAUUAAAUAUGGUUUUAAAUCCACUUUUGUAUUUAAAUGUAAUAUGUGUAACACUAUAAGCAAAAUAUUAACGGAAGAUGAAAAUUUGAUGUCAAUAAAUACAGCAGCCGUAGCUGGAAUCAUAAACAUUGGUUGCGGUUUUAGUCAUUUUCAAGACAUUACAUGUGCGUUAGAAGUACCGACUAUAAACUAUGGAACAUAUAAUACAGAACACAAAACCGUAUGUCAAGGUUAUGAAUUAGCAGCAAUAAAAGCUAUGGACGAUGCUGCUAAGAUUGAGGCUGAAUUGGCAAUACAAGCUGGAGACAUCGAUACAAAUGGAACCCCAUUAGUAGCAGUUGUAGCAGAUGGAAGUUGGUGUAAGAGGUCUUACAAAACAAUGUAUAAUUCUCCAUCAGGAAUGAUAAGAUAUUCAUUAUUGUCAUAUAAAUUCGAUAGUAUCUUUAAUUUUGUUUAG